This is a messenger RNA of Vollenhovia emeryi, 2244 nucleotides long. It is a transcript of the gene Cog7, whose product is annotated as conserved oligomeric Golgi complex subunit 7-like. Gene Ontology annotation, biological process: retrograde vesicle-mediated transport, Golgi to endoplasmic reticulum; Golgi organization; intracellular protein transport. The transcript has 10 exons. NCBI's taxonomy places the organism in Eukaryota, Metazoa, Arthropoda, Insecta, Hymenoptera, Formicidae. Gene Ontology annotation, cellular component: COG complex. The annotation marks the transcript as partial. The record is from RefSeq and is a predicted model, not a curated record.
GGCGGUGGCGACGGACGAUAACGACGCGAGCGAUCGAACGGGGAACGCGAAGGCGCGACCUUGGGCGCGGUGGUACACGUCGCCGCGGGCGGUGUCCGCGGAUCGCCUCCUCGAAGCGCGCGCGACUGCCGACGGGACGCCGAGCGCGACUCUCUCUCUCUUUCUCUCUCUCUCCUCGCAACCAUGGACGUCGCCGCGUUCUCCGAGGACAGCUUCGACGUCAAGGAGUGGAUCAACCGGACGUUCAAGUCCGCCGAGGCGCAGGAGAACAAGGACGCGUUCGUCUCGUCAUUGGUGAUGAAGCUGCAAUUGUACGUGCAACAAGUUAACGGUGCCUUGGAGGAGACUAGUCAAUCGGUUCUCUCCAGCUUACCAAGAAUUUUAAGAGACACUCAAUUGCUGCAGCAAGAAACGUUAGCGCUGAAGGAGAAAAUGGUCGCCGUCAAGCAAGAGAUUGCGAAGAUCGAGAAAGACACAGCCUCGUCCAUGGCAACGCUGGAGAAGAUCGAUAGGAUAAAAACGGAACUGCAGACUGCUAAGCAAGGGUUGCACGAGGCCGACAAUUGGACGGUGCUGGCGAACGACGUGGAAGAGGUAUUCGAGUCUGGCGAUAUAGAAGCUAUAUCUAAUAAAUUGUUCAGCAUGCAGAAAUCACUAGCUAUGCUCGCGAACGUUGUCGAUUACGAGGAUAAAAAGCUGCAGCUGGAAGGCUUGAAAAAUCGCCUCGAGGCGAUAGCCAGUCCGCGAUUGGUCCAGGCUUUUACCGCUGCAAAUUUAGAGCAAUCCAAGACUUACGUGGAUAUCUUCGGCAAAAUGGAGCGUCUGCCUCAGCUUCUCAAAUACUAUCACAACUGCUUGAGGGUCUCUUUGGCCCAGGAAUGGCGACGCACUAUUGAGCUAGCGCAAGACGAGAACGUUACGUAUUGGCUACGCGUAUAUUAUGACAAACUGUUAUCCUCUUGGCACGAACAGGUGAAAUGGUGCCAUCAAGUCUUUCCUAAUGCUUCGGUAGAUAUUCAUAUCGAGGUUUACGCUGACCUUUUGAGGAGCCUCGAUCCCGGUAUUCCGGAAUGUAUAGAGGCGGUGCUGAAACAACAUUCCAACGCGGUGCAGUUGUCGAUUCUACUCGAAUUGAAACAGAUGACGAGGCACUUCGCCACGAAUCUCAGCGGCGCCAUCGAAACGUCACUUCGCGGGAAGUCGCAGAACGAGAAGCUAUUGUCGCUGGCGCAAGCCGUAUACGUGCCUUACGUUCCCUACGUCGCGAAAUACAGCAAGUUCGAAACCGCGCAGUUGGAACAACACUUGCAGUUUUUGGAUCGCUCGCACGACGAUCUAAGCGACACCAUUAAUUCCCUUUCUCUUAGCAUCUCGCGAAUUAUGGGCUAUGCCAAUGAAGCAAAUAAGCGAUGUAAACUUUUUACAGAAGGUUGUGGAUAUCCUGGUUUGCUGCAAUCGUUAAACAUUUAUUUCAACAAAUAUCUCGAGAAAUAUCAGCAAGGAUUGAGGCAACUCGAGAGAAAGAAAGUGAAACACGAAGACUGGAAUCUGUUCCAAAUGUGUCUUACGCUUAUGCAAAAUAUAGGUGAUCUCUUGCAUCAAGUGCAACAAUUCGAAAAGUCGCUCGUGAUCGACAUAACAGAAGCUAAUAACAAAUUACAAAACACAAACGGUAGCGUCUUUUGUCAGUAUAAAAAGUUACUGUUGACUUCGUCGGGAUGCGCAGACCUAGAAAAUCUUGUCGCAUCUUUCCAAAGAGAGGACAAGACAAUUCUCGACUUGAUUAUAAAAUCUAUUCAAAAGCUCUGUACUGAUUUACAUCAUACGACGUACGAAGUCAUUUUUGCGCCGAUAUUCUCUCAACUUUUGCUGGUGCAAAAGGCACCAGCUUGGUCGGUGGAGACCAACAAAAUGUCCAAUCUAAGUUCAGAUCUACCCGAUUACAGUUUCGCUCCUCAAGAGUAUAUUACGCAGGUCGGUCAGUAUUUAAUGACAUUGCCGCAGCACCUGGAGCCAUUUCUGUUGAGGGACAAUCCAAGUCUAACGCAAGCAUUGAAGGCAGCCGAUCCGCAAUAUGUCCAAGGCUCGAGUGAAUCUGGAUUUACUAGUAUACUAUUGGACAUUAUUGCCCGGGGAACGUGUCAAAUGUUCCAGGAUCAAACCUUGGGCAUCUGCCAAUUGAACUCCGUUGCUUGCAAACAACUCGCAACUGAUAUCGGUAGCUUUCGCGUUAUAUCUAGAAUU